Messenger RNA from Phytophthora sojae, 1125 nucleotides. RefSeq lists its product as hypothetical. Gene Ontology annotation, molecular function: 2-oxoglutarate-dependent dioxygenase activity. Gene Ontology annotation, cellular component: cytoplasm. NCBI's taxonomy places the organism in Eukaryota, Oomycota, Peronosporomycetes, Peronosporales, Peronosporaceae. The transcript has 3 exons. The record is from RefSeq and is a predicted model, not a curated record. Bases 1 to 1125 code for a protein of 374 amino acids.
AUGGCUCCCCAGCAGCAAGACACCCAGACGGCGGCGGUGGCCCCGACCCGGGCCCUCACUGCGCCCACUCCCGCGACGAAAUUGUCGCCUCCCACCGCUUCGUCAAAGCCCGUCAAGAACGCACUGAACCAGGAGGUGGAGCACGCCCAGUUCGAGCACCCGGAGCUCAAGUCCGUGUACCCCACGACCACGUACGACCCGAUCCCCGUGCUGCCGUACCAAGACCGCGCGCUCAAGGCCGACCCGACGUUCAAGAACCUGCUCGAGCACGCGACCGUGACGCACCUGGCGCCCAAGAUCGGCACGGAGCUGUCGGGCAUCCAGCUGCACGAGCUGACGGACGCGCAGCGCGACGAGCUGGCGCUGCUGGUGGCGGAGCGGGGCGUCGUGUUCUUCCGCGACCAGGAGAUCGACAUCGACCAGCAGCUCGAGCUCGGACGCUACUACGGCCCGCUGCACGUGCACCAGAACCAUGGCCACCCGGACGGGUACCCGGAGGUGCUAGUCGUGGAGAACUCGGUUGAGGACAGCGAGCGGAUCCUCAGGCGGCAGGAGUUCGACCCGGACAACGUGUGGCACAGCGACGUGUCGAACGAGCGCCAGCCGCCGUCCUACACGAGCUUCAAGGUGUUGACGAACCCGCCUGUGGGGGGCGACACGCUCUGGGCGUCCGGCUACGAGGCGUACGACCGCCUCACACCGCUGUUCAAGAGCUUCCUCGAAGGGCUCACGGCCAUUCACAGCAGCAAGAGCCAAGCGGAGCGAGCAGACCGUCGAGGCCACACUAUUCGUCGGCCGCCGGUCGAGUUCGAGCACCCGGUGGUGCGCACCCACCCGGUCACCGGCCGCAAGUCUCUCUACGUGAACCCGGCCUUCACGACGCGCAUCCCGCAGCUCUCGUCCCGCGAAUCAGCCGCGGUGCUGAAGCUGCUGUACAAGCACAUUACGGAGGGCCACGAGUUCCAGGUCCGCUUCCGCUGGACGAAGAACGCGGUGGCCAUCUGGGACAACCGCUCGACGGCCCACUACGCGACGUUCGACUACCUGCCGGGUAACAGACACGCGGUUCGAGUGACCACGCAGGGUGAGAUCCCUUACUUCGACGGAGAAGUGAAGAAGCCGUGA